Anisakis simplex (herring worm) is the source of this 378-nucleotide messenger RNA. The record is from the annotation of a GenBank genome assembly. Lineage: Eukaryota; Metazoa; Nematoda; Chromadorea; Rhabditida; Anisakidae.
AUGUCGAGAAAUGAAUCGAAGACAAAAAAGGAGAUGCGACAGCAACACACUCAGAACAAAGGCAGUGGGCGAUCGAUGCCGUGGCGAGAUAUUCAAAUCCCCGAAGCCGUAAACGAGUCAUUGGAAGAGUUGAUAGAGCAGUUGAUCGAUAGUUACAUAAACAGUUGGUAUAAGUCGGAAAUUAGUUCAGACACAAUAUUCCUCAAUGAGAUUAGAUAUCAGAUUCGAUACGCAGCCUCAGUUGCAUAUCAACGAAUACAGACGUUGGACUUGUCUGAACUGAUUCUGAGUGAUGCCGUGCCACUGGCUGUAGCUCAUGCUGAACGAGUGACUCGAAUCGCACACCAGAUCGAUUCGCACGUGCGAUUUUUUAUUGUU